This is a messenger RNA of Capsicum annuum, 750 nucleotides long. RefSeq lists its product as uncharacterized. Lineage: Eukaryota; Viridiplantae; Streptophyta; Magnoliopsida; Solanales; Solanaceae. The transcript has 2 exons. Bases 1 to 750 code for a protein of 249 amino acids. The record is from RefSeq and is a predicted model, not a curated record.
AUGCAGGGAGAGAUGAAUGGUCUUAAAGCUUUGAUUUUGCAGGAAACUCUAUCGGCAUAUUGCAUUCAUUAUUUUGCUCACCAAUUACAAUUGACACUUGUAGCCGCUGUCACAAAAUAUUUUCUCAUAGAUGACUUUUUUGCUAUUAUUACUAAUGUGUUGAAUGUGGUAGGAGCAUCAUUUCAGCGCGGAGAUCAACUUCUGGACUAUCAAGUAGAAAUAUUGGAGCAGCUACUAGAAAGUGGUGAAGUUCAAAGUGAAAAAGGAUUAAAUCAAGAACGAGGACUUCAAAGGCCAGGCCUUCUAGUGUUACUUACUCACAUCGAUCACUUACGUGUUGAGCUCUUUUAUGCUACAAUUGACUUGGAACUUCAAGAGCUUAACAAUCGUUUUGAUAUUGUGAGUGGUAACUUGCUUCUUGGUAUGGUAAGCUUGAAUCCAGCUAAUGUUUUUGCUAAUUUUGAUAAGGAAAAAAUAAUGAUAUUGGCCAAGCAUUAUCCUAAUGAGUUUGGGGAAUCAAAGCUUCGAGAGCUUAGUUACCAACUUGAUACUUUCAUUAUACACAUGCGAUGUGGUGAUCCUAUAUUCUCUAAUUUGAAAAGAAUUGGUGAUUCGGUAGAAGCAUUCGUUAAUACAAAUCUUGUGGAGACUUAUUCUUUUGUGUACCUUCUUGUGAAGUUGAUAUUGAUUUUACCAGUCGCUACUACAACUGUAGAGAACUUUUUUAUCCAUGAAGCAAAUCAAGAAUGA